Messenger RNA from Xylaria bambusicola, 2153 nucleotides. RefSeq names its product tRNA synthetases class I (M)-domain-containing protein. The record is from RefSeq and is a predicted model, not a curated record. Gene Ontology annotation, biological process: methionyl-tRNA aminoacylation. The transcript is spliced from 3 exons. The coding region runs from base 123 to 1898 and encodes 591 amino acids. Gene Ontology annotation, molecular function: methionine-tRNA ligase activity; ATP binding. NCBI's taxonomy places the organism in Eukaryota, Fungi, Ascomycota, Sordariomycetes, Xylariales, Xylariaceae.
GUAGGUAUAUACUGUGCCUAUUAGCUUAGGUUAGCUGCCUCGUAGUUAGGUAUUCUGCAAGGCAGAUUCAGGUAGGCUCUAGCCACCUACUUCAACGCCAGUCAGAGGGGUCUGACCGCGACAUGGAGCGCUUCAUGAUAGCCUCUAGCCGUCGGCUUUCAACACUUCGAACAGUCUCAAUCCGGCCCAAUGGGUGGGUUUGUCAGUCUUGCAGAGCUCGGGGAGCUGCGCGAUUGCGUUUCAGCACCAGCGCGAGCAUCAGUAGUAGCAACAGCGGCAAUCUCUCGCACCAGCAAAACGACAAGCCGUACUACGUGACAACUCCUAUCUUCUAUGUCAAUGCUUCCCCCCAUGUCGGUCACUUGUAUUCCAUGCUCAUCGCCGACGUCUUCAAGCGCUGGGAGGUUCUGAAGGGUCGGACAGCCUACCUGAGCACCGGGACCGACGAACACGGAAUGAAAGUUCAGCGUGCUGCCGAACUGCAGGAUCUUCACCCCAAAGCGCUCUGUGACGCGAACGCCGAGACGUUCAAGGACCUCGCGAAAAAGGCCAACAUCGCCAACGAUUAUUUCAUCCGCACCACUGAUCCCGAGCACCGCGAUGCCGUUGAGUUUUUCUGGGCGCGUCUGCGCGAGAAAGGGUACAUAUACGAGAAUAAGCACGAGGGCUGGUACUGCGUGAGCGACGAGACAUUUUACCCCGAGAACAUGGUUGAAAAGCGCGUGUCACCAAUAACGGGGAAGAGCUUUAUCGCCUCCAUUGAAACUGGAAAUGCCGUCGAGUGGACCGAGGAAAGAAACUACCAUUUCCACCUGACCGCUUUCCGUGAAAAGCUGUUGCAGUUCUAUAAGGAAAACCCGGAGUGGGUGGUACCGGCUGGUAGGUUUACAGAGGUAAUCAACUGGGUCGAGAAUAACCUGGAGGAUCUUUCCGUGUCCCGCCCCGCCAAUCGUCUGGACUGGGGCAUACCUGUGCCAGGCGACCCGAGUCAGACAAUUUACGUCUGGCUCGAUGCUCUCGUGAACUAUAUCACCACGGCGGGAUAUCCUCACUGGCAGCCCGGCUCUGAGCACACCGGGGGGUGGCCGGCCGAUGUUCACGUAGUUGGCAAAGACAUCGUCAGAUUCCACUGCAUCUACUGGCCAGCAUUUCUGAUGGCAUUAGACCUCCCUUUACCGAAGCAGGUACUUAGCCACGGCCACUGGCUAAUGAGCAAGCAAAAGAUGUCCAAGUCGGUUGGAAACGUUGUCAACCCGUUCUUCGCCCUAGAUCGCUGGGGCGUGGAUACCAUGCGAUACUUUCUGAUCUACAGUGGCCACAUCUCCGGCGACGCAGACUACAACAACGCCUUCAUUGUCGAGAAGUACAAAAAGGGGUUACAGGGUGGAUUGGGCAAUCUGCUUAACCGAGUCACGCGACCGAAGAAUUGGAGCGUUCGACAAGCCGUGGAAAACAUGGCACGAACACAAGGUUCGACAUUGUCCCCGGAAAUUGUAUAUCAUCGGAAGAUUCUAGGACGAGUCGUUGAAAAAGCGGACGAUCACAUGAAGGCUCUGAACCCCAGCUGGGCGCUGCAAGAUAUUAUGGACGUUGUCUUUGAUACGAACAAAUUCUUCACCGAACAAGCGCCCUGGGAAAGGAGCAAAGAAGGCGACAUGGUCGCCGUGGAACGAACGGUGUUCUUCACCGCGGAAUCGCUGCGCAUCGUGGGCAUUCUUCUGCAGCCUUUUAUACCGGAGAAGGCCUCUGAGCUCCUCGAUAGACUCGGCGUCGACCCGACUAGACGGAGGCUCGAAGACGCUGUGCUUAAUAGCGAUGAUUCCUAUGGUACUCCUAUGGUGCCUCUUGGUACGGGCGCGCAGGGCAGUCUCUUCCCGACCUUACCCGUUGAGGACUGAAGUAAUUCGAAUAGAAGGAAUAAUGCAUGUGCCUCGUGAGAUCGAGGAUGUAUCAUAGCAUGUUAAUUCAUGUAUAAGUAAAUUGAACUUGGUCACAUAGUAAUUUGUGCUAGGUUAGGUAUCAAUAUGUUAUACCACUCAAUGUAGAUCAGACCAAAUAUGCACUUCAAAAGACAUAAUCAUCUAUAUAAAGCGAUUGAAACCUCCCAUUCCACCUUUUCUACGGUGUUGUCACCGCUUCUUCGUUCGUUUUUC